Molecule: messenger RNA, 2883 nt
Organism: Wasmannia auropunctata (little fire ant)
Lineage: Eukaryota; Metazoa; Arthropoda; Insecta; Hymenoptera; Formicidae
Product: zinc finger protein 341-like
Exons: 9
Coding region: 144-2279 (711 amino acids)
Source: RefSeq, a predicted model, not a curated record
GUGUGGUGGCGAUGAUGGUGAUGAUGCUCGUCGUGUCACGGUCCCGGCGGGUCCCGCCGAGUCGCCGCGCGAGCUAAGGGGGAGCGCUCCCGGGUGCUGCGAGUCCGCCUCCGCUGACGAUGACCGUGUGCUGAUCGCGAAACAUGGCGCAGUCUAUCCUCGACGCACUGACAGAUGUCUCGCUGGACGGCUCCUCUGUGCAAUCCCUGCUGGACUCGCAAACCUUGAUAGCAGAAGUCGAACAGUCAGCGAUUGAUCAGGAUGAGGAAGAUAUAUUCCAAUGCGGCAAGUGCAAGAGCCAGUUUACGUCGCUCCAGAUGUUCGUACUCCAUAAGAGGGCGCACCAGAGGACGCAGCAGCAAACGGUGGACUUGACUCAGUUCUUAACUAACGACGAGAGUCAGGUGAUGCACGUGGAGGAUGUCGUUCAAGAUGAGUCGCAGUACAAUUCGCAGGAAACCUUUCAGCUUGGAGAACCUAUUAUUCUCGAAGAAACAGACAUGCUAUUUAGCGUGGACCAGGAGGCCGCCAAUUAUUUCAUGACGGACUCCACGUUCAGCGUGCCGAUCAUCUUGAGUACGGAGAAUCUGGACGCUUUCGGUGCCAUCGAGGCGACGAGGGAGGACUCGUGCGAGGUACCGACGGUACUGCAAAACGACAUCAGCUCGCAGGAGGACGCCUCGAGCCAGUCCGAGCAUCUUAGCGCCUCGUUGACGGACAACGAGCCAUCCCUGGCGGACAACGAGCCGCCUUUAGAGGACAACGAAUCCUCUCUCGAGAACAACGAGACAUCCCUCCAGGAGAAUUCACUUGGUGAAAAUGGCAUUAGUCGAAUGCAGAACUUAAAGUAUAAAUGCGGUUACUGCAACAAGCAGUUUGCGAAAAAAUUCUACUGGCAACAGCACGAACGUUCUCACACUGGAGAAAAGCCUUAUCAGUGCGUGGUGUGUGGUCGUGCAUUCGCGCAGAAGUCAAACGUGAAGAAGCACAUGUCCUCGCACAAAGUAUGGCCUGGCACCGCCAUUCAUUCGUUACCACCAGAGGCGCCUCCGGACGGAAGCAUCGAUCGCACGUACCAUUGCCAGUUCUGCAAGGAGACGUUUGACUCGUACAAAGCUCUGAAAGGCCACCUGAUCGUCUCGCAUCUGGCGCUGAAGGUGUACAAGUGCGUGCAGAGCAGCUGCAGCAUGAUGUUCUCCGAUCUGGAGGAGUUCCUGGAGCACACGCGCAGCCACAAGUGCUCGGAAUACCGGUGCCACGUGUGCGGCGAGGUGUUCAGCACCCUGUCGGACCUCGGUCGCCAUCAGUACGUCCACUCCGUCCAGAAGCAGAAGACCACGGAGAAGUAUUACUGCUGCUCGACCUGCAAGUCGUCAUUCUCGAAUCUGGAGGCGCUGCAGCACCACAAGGAGACCACCACGCACAAUUACGCGUGCCUGCACUGCGGCAAGAGCUUCCUCAUCGAAAGGUUCCUGCGCCGCCACCUCAAGACCCACUCGGCGUCGGCGAGAUUCGCCUGCGAGGAUUGCGGCAAGGCGUUCAAGACCGAGCAGUAUCUGGCCAAUCAUAAGCUGAUACACAGCGAGGAGACACCAUUCACGUGUCCGGAUUGCCCAGCCAGAUUCAAGCGGAAAGAUCGACUGGGCCGGCACAUGCUGAUCCACGAUCUGACGAAGAGGCUCAAGUGCCCGUUCCGCAACUACUUGGGCUGUAUGAGCGAGUUCUCGCGGCCGGACAAGCUCAAGCGGCACCUGCUGACGCACAGCAAUGUCAAGCGGUUCAGUUGCAGCCACUGCAAUCGCAACUUCCAUCGGGCGCAAGCUCUCAAGCAUCACGAGAUGAACAAGCACAGCCUUAAGUGCGACAUCUGCUCCCACGCCUUUAAGACCAAGGAGCAGCUGGUUACUCACAAUUGCGAGCAAUCGAGCGAGACCAAGAAGCACACGAGCUCGCAGCUACCGAAAAAAGCGUCCGGUUCGUUUAAGCCGAGGAAGCCCACCCCAAAGAGACAAACAAUAUCAAAGACUGCAAUCCCGCUUGCCGACAAGGAGAAAUUAGAAAAGCUUAAGGCUGAUGAGAUGGAAAGAAAAAUCGCCUCCGAAACAUUCAAAUCUGAGAGUUUCGACGAGGAAUCCAGCAUAAAAACGGAGGGUCCUCCCGUCUUGAAAGUCGAGUCGACCGGCGGUGAAUUGAACGAGCGAUCCGACUCGCCAGUAAUGGAUUUCGAGAGCGAUUUCAAGCGCAACAUGGAUUUCUAUUCGCCCCACGCGAGCGAGUAGAGUUUUGCAAUAUAUACAUAUACAUACACACGCAUACACACACGCGCGCGCGCGUAUAUAUAUAUUUUUGAUUCGUAUUUAAAUUGUACAUCAAUUAGGACGUAAAUGAAUCGUCGUAGCAUGUGCAAUGGGAUCAUCGGCGGCGAAGACGCAAGUUGCAUUUUAUAUUCUCGCGUACGGUAUUUUGUAGUUUACAUAUCUGUGAUAAUUGUAUUAUAAAUGCUCUAUUGAUAUAAGUAACUUAUAUAUAUGUAUACAUUUGCGCGCACAUCGAAGAUACUUCGGUGUCGCCGAUUUUGAUUCUUCUAUGAAAGAACCCGUCUCGUAUAGGCACAGUUAGUAGAUAUAAACUGAUGUAAUUGGAACGAGUCUACCCUUUCGAACACUUUCGUUCGCUGAAUUUUUUUAAUUACGAUAUUACAAGAUCGUAUGUACGAUAUCAGAGCUGUAACGAAGUAUUUGACAUCUUUUUAAUUUAUUUGUUAUAAAAUAUGAUAAAUCUCUAAAAAAAUAAGACGAGAAGUCACAAAUGCAAAAGAUGUAAAAUAACUUUUAAGAAAGAAAUAUCAAUUUUAUGAAAUAGCCAAAGCUUGUAUUGUAACUC